This is a messenger RNA of Saccostrea cuccullata (small rock oyster), 801 nucleotides long. RefSeq lists its product as uncharacterized. The transcript is spliced from 5 exons. The record is from RefSeq and is a predicted model, not a curated record. Bases 6 to 794 code for a protein of 262 amino acids. NCBI's taxonomy places the organism in Eukaryota, Metazoa, Mollusca, Bivalvia, Ostreida, Ostreidae.
UAAACAUGUUUCGGCUUAAAGACAAAACCAUCUUAUUGGCAGUGAGCAUGAUUGCCAAUGCUGUUGCAGUCUUUUUCCUCUUCGUUAUAAUAGCUGGAGUCUCCGGAGCUUUGUCUCUGAUCCGGACAGUCGUACCUGGCGGCCAUUUACAUGUGUCUUUUGUCUUUGCUGUCCUUGCAGAGGUUGCUUGUAUCGUUGGAGAAGUGCUCAUGUGUAUCGAAAGACUUUCUUCUUCGGGCAUCUCGAAAAAUUUACUGGCAGGAUUCGUAUUUUUGUCGGUUGCUCUUUUGUUAUUCUUCAUUGCUUUAGCAUCCCCAUACUGGGUAUAUGCAUCUGAGGGAGAUCAAUUUACCAGCCUUGGUAUCUGGAAUUAUUGUGAUAACAAACUAAAUGUGUACAGGGACGUUGAUUAUCAAACCUGGUGUGCGAGCGUCCUGAGUUACUCCUACCUGACGGUGCUUAAUUUAGGCUUGUUGCGGUUUUUACAAGCUAUUGUGGUCACUGUGCUGCUUCUAUUAAUCACAGCAGUUGUUACACUGGGACUGAAAAUGUUCCGGCUAAAAGAUAAGAAAUUCCCAUUAAGAGCGAGCAUGAUUGCCAAUGCUGCUGCAGUCUGUUUCCUUCUUAUGAUAAUAGCUGGAGUCGCCGGAGGUUUGUCUCUAAUCCAAACAGUUGUACCAGGCGGCCAUUUACACGUGUCUUUUGCCUUUGCUGUCCUUGCAAUGAUUGCUUGUAUUGUGGCCGAGGUGUUUAUGGUUAUUGAAAGCUGUACUGUUCGAAUAUUUUCAUCAUAAAUUAUUU